Paramecium sonneborni is the source of this 871-nucleotide messenger RNA. Lineage: Eukaryota; Ciliophora; Oligohymenophorea; Peniculida; Parameciidae. The record is from the annotation of a GenBank genome assembly.
AUGAAAACUAAAGAGGUAUGGAGAUACACAAUAGAUAAGCCAACAGAAGGGAAUUAGAAUCUAACAAAUCAAGUAUUUGCUUGUGCUUUUUUAAAAGGUAAAGAUUCUGAGUGAAUUGAAUAGACGGAGAUGUUGUAGUGGCGGCAGUGGGGAAUGCUUUACUUUUAUUUGAUACAUAAAAAUCAGAGAUGUUAAGACAACCAUUAAGAGGAUAACAUAAAGAUACAAUAACAUGUUUGGCGGCAUCUAAGGAUGGAAAUAAAAUGGUAUCAGGAAGUGCGGAUAAAACAGUUAUUGUUUGGGGAUUCAAUAUGGGAAGAGGUGAAAAAAUGUUAGAUGCAGAGAAAUAUUUUUCACAUAGUGAUGGAAUAUAAUGUGUUGCAAUAAGUCCAUUAAUGUAUCAGAUAUUCACAGGUUCAAAUUAAGAAUAUUCAUUAUGGAUUCCUGGAAUGAAUAAUAUUGAGAGAUAAAAGUAUAAGGAGAAAAUCAUAUGUGCAGCAUGGAGUGCAGAUGGUUAGUAUGUAUCAUUUGGAACAAUGAAUGGUAUGAAUGAAUAAUUUUGAGAUUAGGACUGGUUGUGAUUACAGAUAGAUAGGCAAAUUAAUUAAAGGAGAUUUAAACAUAGAAGGGUGGACCAGUAUGGUGUAUGGAAUGGACUCCAAUAACAUCAGAAUAUUAGUAAUCCUAAUUAACAGUUGGAGUCUGGACGAAUUCAUUAUAUUAAUUUGACUUUAAUGGAUAAUAAAUAGGAUAGAGAAUUGAAUUACCUUUUGAUCCUUUAUAAUUAAAUUACUAAUAUAAUGGANUAAAUCAAGUUAUAAUAUUUUCACAAAAUAACAAAAAAUCAAAAUUUAAUGACAUAAAAAUCUGA